UCACUUCACUUCAGGCAACGUACAAGCCUGAGAUUUAGGAGGGAGGUUAUGGACAGAGAUUAAAGAACAUGGAAGUUGUCAGCACACGGACAGAGACGCGUGCUUUUAAGAGUGCGUCAGGACAAAAGGAAUUCUAAGAUAGAACCUGACAUUUAGGGAAACUGACAUUUAGGAGAUGGGCCGGGGUACAGGAGCCUGAAAAAGGCCUCAGCAGAGAGUUGCAGGGAGAGCCCAGAGCGUGUACAGUCAGGGAAGUGGGGGCAGGGAGUGUGUCUAGAAGGAGCAGGUGGCCAACAGGGUCAAAUGUUAGGGAGAGCCUGAGCGACAGAGGACCAGACGAUAGUGACAUUAGUGACGCGCGAGUCCUGCGUGACCAGCUGAGGGCAGUUCAGAUAGAGCAGCAGAGGCCACAGUUGACUUAAGGCGUGAGCAACCUGGGCGCAUAGAUAUCUGGCUGUAAAGGGGAGGAGAGGUGACGCUCACUAGCAUAUAAAGCUGAGGGUAACGACAUGUCUACCACUGUUUCCACAUCCAUCUCUUUCUGUUUUAGAUUUAAGAGACUUGAGUCUAUUUAACAGCUAAACAGAAGGAGGGAGUGGGGAGGGAGACAUCGAACCUACAGGAGGGAGGAGAGGAAAAGAAAAGGCUAUGUUUGCAGGAAACGGAAUCCACGACAGGUGGAUGAAGAUAGCUGCCUCGACAGAGAGAAGGAUACAACUUCUACUGAGCCAGAUAGGAAGGAGAGAUGAGGAGGACGGGUCGGGCGGCCAAGCAGCCAUGCCUACCUGGGGGGCCGGCUCCCUGUCCCCUGACCGCUUUGCGGUGUCUGCGGAGGCCGAGGACAAGGUGCGGGAGCAGCUGCCCCGCGUGGAGCGCAUCUUCAGGGUGGGGAUGAGCGUCCUUCCGAAGGACUGUCCUGAGAACCCUCACAUCUGGCUGCAGCUGGAGGGCCCCAAAGAGAACGCCAGCAGAGCCAAGGAGUAUCUGAAGGGUCUCUGUAGCCCGGAGCUACAGAAUGAAAUCCACUACCCACCCAAACUGCACUGCAUCUUUCUGGGAGCCCAGGGCUUCUUCCUUGAUUGCCUGACUUGGAGCACAUCUGCCCACUUGGUGCCUGGAGUGCCCGGCUCGCUGAUGGUCAGUGGCCUGACUGAGGCCUUCGUCAUGGUCCAGAGUCGAGUGGAGGAGCUGGUGGAGCGGCUGAGCUGGGACUUUCGUCUGGGGCCAUCCCCUGGAGCCUCUCAGUGUGCUGGAGUGCUGAGAGAGUUCUCUGCCCUGCUGCAGGCCCGGGGGGAUGCCCACACAGAGGCCCUGCUGCAGCUGCCCCAGGCCAUCCAGGAGGAGCUGCUGAGCCUGGUGCAGGAGGCAUCCCGGGGGCAGGGGCCCCAAGCAUUCCUGUCCUGGGGGUGGGGGGGCCCAGGUCCGCUGGGCGCUCAGCAGCAGGGAGUCAGGACUCCCCUGGGUGACAGUGGAGUGUCUCUGGACACAGGACCUACAGGGUGGCAAGAGUCAACGGGAGAGAGACAUGCCGUGGAGAAGGAGGGGACAAAGCAGAGUGGUGCCAGGGAGAUGGAUUUGGGGUGGAAGGAAUGGCCCGGGGAAGAGGCCUGGGAGAGACAAGUGGCCUUCAGGCCACAGUCGGGAGGAGGAGAGGCCGGGCAGGCAGGGCCUCCAAAAGGGAAGGCCCUGGGGAAGGAGGGAGUGCCCCAGGAAAGAGGAAGGCUCGGGGUCCAGGGCCAGCCUCCUGGUACCCAGGGCCCCUAUCAGAGGGCAUCUCAGCUCCGGGGAGCCUCCCUCCUCCAGCGGCUCCAUAAUGGGGAAGCCUCACCUCCAAGAGUGCCCAGCCCCCCACCCGCGCCUGAACCCCCGUGGCACUGCGGAGACCGAGGGGACAGGGGAGAGCGAGCAGACAAGCAGCUGGUUGUGGCUCGAGGCCGGGGGUCUCCAUGGAAACGAGGCACCCGGGGGGGCAACUUGGUGACUGGCACACAGCGUUUCCAGGAGGCUCUCCAAGACCCUUUCACCCUGUGCCUCGCUAAUGUGCCGGGCAAGCCAGACCUCCGCCAUAUCGUCAUCGAUGGCAGCAACGUGGCCAUGGUGCACGGCCUCCAGCACUACUUCUCCAGUCGGGGCAUCGCCAUUGCCGUGCAGUACUUCUGGGACCGAGGCCACCGCGACAUAACUGUCUUUGUGCCUCAGUGGCGUUUCAGUAAGGACUCCAAGGUCAGAGAGGGUCACUUCCUGCACAAGCUGUAUUCCCUCAGCCUGCUCUCCCUCACACCCUCCCGGGUCUUAGAUGGCAAGAGGAUCUCCUCCUACGAUGACAGGUUCAUGGUGAAGCUGGCUGAAGAGACCGACGGGAUCAUUGUCUCCAACGACCAGUUCCGGGACCUGGCAGAGGAGUCUGAGAAGUGGAUGGCAAUCAUCAGAGAGCGCCUGCUGCCUUUCACCUUUGUGGGAAACCUCUUCAUGGUGCCGGAUGACCCCCUGGGGCGAAAUGGCCCCACCCUGGAUGAGUUCCUGAAGAAACCUGUCAGGGCACCGGGGUCUUCUAAGCCUCAGCAUUCUGCCAGGGGCGUCACAGAGCACAGUAAUCAGCAGCCGGGGAGAAAAGAAGAGGAAAAAGGCAAUGGUGGCAUUCGGAAGACGCGGGAGACAGAGCGGCUUCGGCGCCAACUGCUGGAGGUGUUUUGGGGCCAGGAUCACAAGGUGGACUUCAUCCUGCAGCGUGAGCCGUACUGCCGGGACAUCAACCAGCUCUCUGAGGCCCUGCUUAGUCUCAACUUUUGAGCCUCACCUGGCUGAGUGGCUGCCCCCCCGCUCAGCUCCAGUCUCACCCAGUUCAGCUCAUCCUGUGAGGUUCCCUCUGCUGCUCACACCCCGCCCCAGUCUCCCCCUGAGUUGGUGCUUUGUGUCAGGGAAGUUCUGAGGAAGAGCAUUCGUAUGUGAGGAAUGCUCUGGUGUGGAGCACUUUGGGGACAGGUCCAUGACGUGACCUGAUCUCAUCUUGAGUCAGGACCUCGACCAGCUCUCAGGAGGUUCUUCUCAGCCUUAACUUCUCAACCUUGCCUUACGCAGGGUUUCUGUAGGGAGUGGGGGCUGCUGCAAGGGGUGGGUUCUGGAGAUUGGGACUGCCUCCUCCAUGCCGAACUGGGGGUGGAGGCUAGGGUAGGUGGGAGGGGAAUGGAGAACAGGUGGCCGGGAAGCUAAGCCUUUCCUCCUUGUGGCUGCUGCUCUGAAGGCCAGAGGACAGGGAUGCUUCCCAGGCCUGGCUGGGCUCCUGGGCACACCAAAGGGAAUGCUGGCCCCUGGAAAGGCUAGUGUUCUGGGGUCUGGGUCACAGUGGGGCAGCAGCGAGCUGGUGGAGAAGGCAGAGGGAGGCUUGGCUUCUGGUCUCAGCUGUGCCUGCCUGUCACCUUGACCGAUCUUGGUCUUUACUUCUGCCUACAAGAUGGGGGUAAAAAUGCGUUGGGAGGAGAGAUGAGAACGUGGAGGAAAACCCUUUGGACGAAAGGUACUUGGACCAAGUCUCAGGUGUGUCUGUCUGUGGUUGCACAGGCUUCUUAACCAGAACCUCACUUUCAGAGAGCUGAGGGUCCUCUGUCCCCAGGGCCUGUGCCCUGGAUUUUAACACUGCACCCUCAGUAUAAUGUGCCCUGUAAUGGCUGCGUCCCUUUUGGGCAACCCUCCCCCCCAAUCCACAUUUACAGAACAGGUGAUUAGGGUGACUGCAUUACCAGUAAACUCUCAGGGUUUGUUCCUCUCAACGGCAGCUCUCCUGUUGCAUCCAGGUGUUUGUUUACAGAUGAACGAAUGUGUCGGAUAGUCCCAGUCUCUGGUUAACGCACUUGCUCGAGCGCUGAGCAGUCACCAAACCGAUGAAGCCAUGUUCUGUGAGGACAGCGAUCGUGUGACCCGACCCCAGCAUUUUCUCUACCGGACAGAUAUGUCGCAUAAAGUGAAUCCCACUUCUGCUCUGUGUGUGCGUGUGUGCAGAUGGGAAGGGUCUACAGAGGUGGCACCUAGAGGAACUAAUCUGGAAAAUGACAAUAGAAGGACCAGAGUCGGACCAACUGCUGUCACCUCAGGACUUUCUUUGUCCACUUUGGUUCCUACAUGUCAUUGUCCUGUAUCUGCUUGAAGUCCUCCGGUGCCAGGGACUCUACGACCUCCGAGGCAGCACAUUCAUCCAUAGACAGUACCAGUCAGUCCUUCCUUCAGUGCAGCCCUAAACAUGCUUCUGUUACUUCUACCUUUGAGGCCAGUCGUUCCCUCAGGAACAGUACAGAGCCAGGCGACUUCCCAGAGUCCAAGACCGGAUAAAGAAGUAGGACAGGUGCCUCUGGGUUCAGAGCUGUCUGAGCCCUGCAGCAAGUCCCUGGACAAGGCCCUCUUUUUAGGCUCUGACUUCUGCUGCCUGAGUGAUACAGGGAGUUGAAAUCACCUGAGAUCCUCAUACCAGCAACUAGCAUGUGGAGGUGAACGAUGGAGGCGGCCCUUGGGUCCCAGUGUUGCCACCCUUCCCCAUGGCUGAGGCGCACACUAAGCAGGGCUGGGGGCAGUGGUAUUGGGGAGAGCCUAGCUGGGGCGGUGACAGUGAUUCAGAGACAACCCACAGUCCCCUCAGAAGAAAAGAAACUGGUUAGCAUGGUCUGAAUUGGGAGCUAGGGGAAUUACUUCUAGUUAAACUGUGGCAGAAGUCAGGGUUGAUAGAGGGAGAUGGUCCUCGAUGAAUACUUGGGACUUUUUUCCCCCGAAAUGUUCAAGUUUGUAGUUUUUGAUAGGUUCCUUGUACCUUUCACUUUCAGUGCUGGUGGAUGUGCAGUGGGCUUGAGGUAACAUCUGCCCUUUUGUGCUAGGGACUCUGGUUGACUGAAGCAGCCUGAGAUGAGAGGCAGGUCCUUAGCUACCGACAGUCCUAAGCUUUGCACAGCUUUGUUCCUGCUGCAGCUUGAUGAACAGGCCAGUGUGUGAUUGUUUAUCAGUUCACUGCUGUCCAGUGACAGGCCAGAGGCUGUCCUAGACUCUGGCCUUGUUUCUUCCUCUGCUGGUACCCUAAUAGCAUUGUGUGAACAAGUUAAGUAUGCAGGGUGACCACACCGCCCACUGGAAAUGGAUCACUUUUCCUCUUGUCUUCUCGCCUCUACCUGUGUUAUAACCUUGUGCCGCAAAUCUGUUGCCAGCUCUUUCAGCAGUCAAGGGACCAAGAAGGGAGAUGCUGCCCAUUACCAUUUUCAAAGCUCCACAUAAAGGGAAGGGUCAUCUCGGAGGACAUUCCUUGAAAUAAAUUUCAGGAGAAUCUAGAACAAA
This is a messenger RNA of Capra hircus (goat), 5310 nucleotides long. It is a transcript of the gene KHNYN, whose product is annotated as KH and NYN domain containing. The record is from RefSeq and is a predicted model, not a curated record. Bases 649 to 2790 code for a protein of 713 amino acids. Gene Ontology annotation, cellular component: nucleus; cytoplasmic ribonucleoprotein granule. Gene Ontology annotation, molecular function: mRNA binding; RNA endonuclease activity. The transcript has 8 exons. Lineage: Eukaryota; Metazoa; Chordata; Mammalia; Artiodactyla; Bovidae.